UGAAGCGCCGCGACCAAACCUCACAGGAAGAAAACAGCAGAGAAGCUAAUGCUAACGGGCUUACGUCAAAUGUGUGUAGCCAGUUAGCCAUGUAGCUAGCGAACAAGGUGUUGAUAAUAGGCACAGAUAGACUAUACAGACUCCAGUGAAAGGAUCAGGUAUCACAACGGAGGAGAAUAGCGAGGAAAGAUGCAAGCAGGUGACCCUGUGGUUGGUGCAUCUAUGGCAGUAGCUGGUGCCCAGAGUCGGUCAGAGGACGAGGAGUCGCUUGGGGUAAAAGAUGUGAAAAGGACAGCAACACAAGCAUUUGGCAGUGGUGUUCCCAAACGCAGAAGUUCCUCCAGGUCGAUCAAGAGGAAGAAGUUUGAUGAUGAGCUGGUGGAAAGCAGUCUUGUGAAGUCAUCUAGUAGAGUCAAAGGCCCUCCUGUCAUAGAGCCUGUCCGAUGUUCAGGAAGUGAACCUUCAUCUAGUGAGAAAAAAAAGGUGACAAAGUCAGGAACCGCUCUCACGCCGCCUCUCACCAUGGUAAUAAACCCUGCACCUAUCACCAAAAGAGUAAAGAAAAGCAAGCAGCCACUACAUAUUACUAAAGACCUGGGACGAUGGAAACCCACUGAUGAUCUGCUCCUUAUAAAUGCAGUGUUGCAGACCACAGAUCUAACCUCUGUCCAUCUGGGUGUCAAGUUCAGCUGUCGUUUCACUUUGCGGGAAAUUAAAGAGAGGUGGUACGCUCUGCUGUACGAUCCUGUCAUCUCAAAGCUGGCAUGGCAGGCCAUGCGGCAGCUUCACCCAGAGGCCAUUGCAGCAAUUCAAAGUAAAGCUCUCUUCAGUCAGGCAGAGGAGGCACUGCUGGCCAAGAUUGGUUCAACUAGUCAGCCCAAACUAGACGUGUUCCAGGAGCUUUUGAGCAAACACCCCGGUGUCUUUCACCCAUCUCGCACUCCCAAGAGCCUGUUGGUGCACUGGCAGCUGCUAAAACAGUACUACCUACUGGAUGACCAGAGUGUCCAGCCUCUCCCUAAAGGUGACCAGGUUCUCAACUUCUCUGAUGCUGAGCAGAUGGUUGAUGAUGUAAAGUUAAAGGAGAGCAGAGAUGAGGUUUUGGAACAUGAGCUGAUGAUUUCUGAUCGCCAUCAGAAAAGGGAGAUCAGACAACUAGAGCAGGAGUUGCCUCGCUGGCAGGUUCUCGUGGACAGUAUCACAGGGAUGAGCAUGCCCGACUUUGACAACCAGACACUCGCGGCACUACGAGGACGAAUGGUACGCUACCUCAUGAGGUCGCGAGAGAUUACGUUGGGUAGGGCGACCAAGGACAAACAGAUAGAUGUAGAUCUGUCGCUAGAGGGACCUGCCUGGAAAAUAUCAAGAAAACAAGGAAUUAUUAAACUGAAGAAUAAUGGAGACUUCUUCAUCGCCAAUGAGGGCAGACGGCCCUUCUACAUAGAUGGCAGACCAGUCCUGUCAGGCAACAAGUGGAAACUCAAUAACAACUCAGUGGUGGAGAUUGCAGGUCUUCGCUUUGUGUUUCUAAUUAACCUGGAACUCAUCUCACUAAUAAAAGCUGAAGCAGCCAAGAUGACACAGCAGUGAAUGUCAGCCACCCAGCAGAAGAAUCGAUACACAGGACAUGCUGGCAUACGAAUGGACCAGUCAGUCGUUCUGUGUAGAACAGGGGUUAACAGUUGUUCUUACAUUGCACAGCAGUGUUGACAAGAAUCGGACUGACAGCGGCCAUGUUAACCUGAAAUGUGAAUUGUAAAAAGGCUACAGCUAAAUCCCAGAGCAGAAUAGUAACAGGUUUUUACUUGGUGUUUGAACAUUUUUCAUGUUGUAAUGUAGAUACUCUGAUGGUAGAGCCUUGUUUUUCCAGUUUUUCAAAAUAUUGUAUUUAAAUUCUGUAGUAAAGCUUUUUCAGAAUAUUAAAGUUGUAUACACAAUGUUC
Messenger RNA from Xiphias gladius (swordfish), 1942 nucleotides. It is a transcript of the gene mcrs1, whose product is annotated as microspherule protein 1. Gene Ontology annotation, cellular component: Ino80 complex; MLL1 complex; NSL complex. The transcript is spliced from 14 exons. Gene Ontology annotation, biological process: positive regulation of transcription by RNA polymerase II. Gene Ontology annotation, molecular function: G-quadruplex RNA binding; protein binding. Bases 190 to 1590 code for a protein of 466 amino acids. The record is from RefSeq and is a predicted model, not a curated record. Lineage: Eukaryota; Metazoa; Chordata; Actinopteri; Istiophoriformes; Xiphiidae.